Molecule: messenger RNA, 1116 nt
Organism: Fibroporia radiculosa
Lineage: Eukaryota; Fungi; Basidiomycota; Agaricomycetes; Polyporales; Fibroporiaceae
Exons: 6
Coding region: 1-1116 (371 amino acids)
Biological process (GO): protein O-linked glycosylation via fucose; GDP-fucose import into Golgi lumen
Cellular component (GO): Golgi apparatus
Molecular function (GO): antiporter activity
Source: RefSeq, a predicted model, not a curated record
AUGGACCCCUCCGCUAGGUCCGACAGUCCCCAGCCAUGGAAGGUCGCCGCUGUGGUCUCGUUCUACAUGAGUGCCGCCCUUGUCAUGGUUUUUGUCAACAAGACCGUCCUCAACAAUGCCCCCGAGCUGCCUCUCAUGUUCCUCUUCCUCCAGCUCGUAAUCGCGGUUAUCCUCCUCCGCCUCACAGCCCGCUUCACGCAUCGCGUCGAGAUCCCCGACUUUGACUGGUCGACCGCCAAGCAACUCACCCCUGUCACCCUCGUCAAUGUCAUAGGUCUCGUCUUCAACAUUUACUGCCUUCGCGGCGUAGAUGCUUCCUUCUUUCAGAUUGCCCGCGGGCUUGUACUCCCGUUUACCAUAGCCGUUUCAUCCCUCGAAACCCGCUCCUUGCCAUCGUGGAGUGUAGUGGCUGCAGCAACCACAGUCAGCAUCGGCUUCUUCCUUGGCAUCGCACCCCCAUCAUUCGAGAGUCUCUCACUUCACGCGCUCCCCUCACUCGCUAUGCGCCCGGACACACACUGGCUGUCAAUCUUAUACGGCGUCCUCUCUUCCCUUUUCAUUGCGGUGCACUCCGUUCUCAUCAAGCUCUCACUCCCGCAUGCGAAUAACAGCACAAUACAACUCGCGUACUGGCAGAACCUUGGCUCGGCCAUAUUUCUCUUCCCGGUGAUCCUCCUUCAGGGCGAAGUCUACGGGCUUUGGUGGUUCCUGCACGUCGCCGGCUGGGAUAAGCAGACGUUCCUGGUCGGGACCGCUGUGACCGGCUUAUUCGGUUUCCUUCUCUGCGUCGCAGGACUGCUGAGCAUCAAGGUGACGAGCCCGAUCACGCACAUGUUCUCCAGCGCUGCACGUUCUGUCAUUCAGACUUUGCUUGGCGUAUUGGUUUUCCAAGAUAUCCUUACUACGAACCGCGCGGCUUCGAUUUUGGUCAUCACCUCAGGUACCGUGUACUAUACCUGGGCGAAGUCGGUCGGGACCGCACCUAGCAAGCCUCGUCCGAGCAUGCCACAGGACCCAGAAAACCCUGAUAAGGAGAAUUCCAGCUUCAUGAAGGAAUAUGGUGAUGACCGCCUCGAGGACAUUCUCCUUGAGCGUCGAGAAGAGGAUGAGAAGUAA